Molecule: messenger RNA, 1341 nt
Organism: Clavispora lusitaniae ATCC 42720
Lineage: Eukaryota; Fungi; Ascomycota; Pichiomycetes; Serinales; Metschnikowiaceae
Cellular component (GO): NuA4 histone acetyltransferase complex
Molecular function (GO): protein binding
Source: RefSeq, a predicted model, not a curated record
AUGUCUUCUGAUCCCACAGCCAAUAUCCUCACCAUAUUGGUAGCACAAGAGAUAAACGAUGCUCUUCGAAAUAGCCCCGUUGAUAGCCAUGACUUCGUACUUGGGGUAUCCGCCUUCUUGGUGCAAGUGAAUCUACGCAUAAAAGCAUACAAAAAUCUCUUCGGGCUUCCGGUAAUAAAUACAACAGAAGAGAUGGACGAACCUCUCCUCAAAAAAAUUGUUCAAGAAAGCGAUCUUGGCAGCUUUAUUUCGUUUGGGAACGAGACAAUGACUGUUGAGGUUGUGCCACACAAGUUUCAAUCGCUUAUAACCGGUGUUUUAGUUGACUCUUCUAUUCGUUACACCAAAGUUUUGGUAAGACAAGUGGAAGGUCUCUCUCAGAAAUAUCAUGAUCUAAUGCUGGGAACAGUGCCAGCAGUAGAAAGCAUAAAAGAAGGUGAAGAUGACGUGAUGUUCGAUGCCCAUUCCAACACAGAAGAUGCUAAGGAACAGGUGCAAGUAGCAACGUCUGAUGUUAGUGAAACAAUGCAAAAGCUGUUUGAAGAGCCGGAUCUCUUGAAAACCCCGAGUAUUGUUGAUGUUGACGAUGCCAGUGAAGUACCUGGUGCAGCUAUUUUGAAAAACGAAUCAGAAUUUGAGAGUUCAAAAAGCCUACCUGAAGUGCAAGUGCCAGAAGUUCAAGAGUCAGCCUCACAAGUGCAGACUGAGGCUACUGAGGCUCGUAAAACUGUUGAAACUGAUGGAUCAACUACAGAGAAGUCUGAAGAAGGUGAAAAGCCCGAAGAGGUGAAAGAAAAGAUAGAGUUCGCCGAAAAUACCACCCCAGAAAGAACUGAUGUUGAAAAGAAAGAGGAAAUCCCUGCAGUAAUAAAUUCCAAAGCAGCUCUGAGUGACAAAGAACAACGUGCUACCCCAGAAGGUGAAGAGAAUGCUACUCAUAAUGUAAUCGAACAAGAGCUUUCCCGAAAGAGAUCGCGUUCACCCCUGGUUCUUGCCCAUAAACAUAAGAGAUUUCAAAAUAUCGCUAUCAAUUUAGUCAAGAGCAUUGAAGAACAUCGGUUCUCUUCGCCAUUUUUAACGCCAGUGGCGGCCGAUGAUUAUAAUGAUGUUGUUUAUGAACCAAAAGACUUGAAAAGUAUUCUUCGUGCAGUGAAACAGAAAGAGGAGCCUGCACCAUAUGGCACAGUAAAAGAAUUGGAAAGAGAAAUCAUUUUGAUGUUUGCUAAUUGUGUCAUGUACAAUAAGUCGUCAACGCCUCUAGUGAAAAUGGCUGCUGAGAUGAAAAACGAAGUACGUAAUACCUUCAAGAUGUUCGAGGAAGCUGAGUCCGAGAUAUCUUGA